AAGUUAAGCUUAAACAGCAGCCAGUGAUAUAGUCGUGAAGUCGUUCGACAGGUCAUUCGAGGAUCCCCGAUCUUUCUAGACGGAACUGGCCGAGUAGAGGAUAUAAUAAUCUCUGAAAGAAGCUGGUGAUCCAGAUAACUAAGACGCCAUAGAACAUCUUUGUGGGAUCUUGGCUACGAGCAUCAUUUAUCCUCAGGGACGCCGACAAGAUGCAUUCAACAGUCUUUUAUUUUCUUGGGUUGAUGGGUAGCCUCGCCCAAGGCGCUCUCCUUAACAGGCGCGCUGCCUUGGAGGACUGCCUUUCUGGCAGUCAAACUGCUGUGGACGAAGUCGGUUCUGAUGACUACAACCGUGACAUCACACCUUUUAACAAGCGCCUGCCAUUUCAACCGGCGGCCAUUGCUGUACCAACUACAUUAGAUCAGAUACAGAGCGCCGUGGCAUGCGGGUCCAAGUUGGGCUACAAAGUUACUGCGAAGGGCGGAGGACACAGCUAUGCGUCUUUAGGUCUUGGUGGAGAGGACGGCCAUCUCAUCAUUGAGCUUGACCGCAUGAAUUCCGUUAAAUUGGAUACGGAGACGAACAUCGCAACUGUGGAUGCCGGAACUAGACUUGGUCACCUAGCAUCAGAGCUAUUCGCCCAAGGAAACCGCGCUAUAUCUCAUGGAACUUGUCCCGGUGUCGGUAUCUCUGGUCACGUCCUGCAUGGGGGGUUUGGCAUGAGUUCCCACACGCGGGGGCUGGCACUGGACUGGGUAUCCGGAAUGAACGUCGUGUUAGCGAACGGAUCACUUAUCCAUGCUUCGGAAACCGAGAAUAAGGACGUCUAUUGGGGUUUGCUCGGCGCAGGGUCAAAUUUUGGCGUCGUUACGAGUUACGAGCUCAACACAUUUGAGCCUCCCGCAAAUGUCACAUGGUUCGUAGUUAAUCUGCCGUGGAAGCAGAACACGUCCGUUGCUGGAUUGGAAGCGUUGGAAGACUUCGCCAGGAAUACUCAGCCAGCAGAGCUGAACAUGCGUCUUUAUGCCACACGCCAAUUUACCCAGCUGGAGGGUUCCUACCAUGGCAACAAGACCGACCUUGAAGCUGCGCUCGAGCCACUAUUGAAUAAGACUGGAGGUUCGUUGGCGGCUGCCCAGACAGUCACUUGGCUCAAGGGUCUUGAGCAUUUCGCUACUAUGAAAUUGAAUCAGACCUAUCCCUACACGCAAGUGCAAGAGAAUUUCUACGGUAAGAGUUUAGAACUUAAAGGUCUAAAUGGGACUUCGGCAAAGGGAUUUACCGACUAUUGGUUCAAUGUGGCCAAGAACGAGACAGCGCAUUGGUAUAUUCAGCUGGAUAUCCACGGAGGCAAGAAUUCGGCGGUCUGGAAAGCUGACUCGAAGCUGACGUCUUACGCGCACCGCGACAAGCUGUAUAUCCUCCAGUUCUACAUCACGACAAGUGAUGCUCCGGAAGACGGUUUCAAAUUUGUCGACGAUUGGGCAUCGGCCACAACAACUCCGCUGACGACAUCCGACUGGGGAAUGUACUUCAACUACCCGGACACGAACUUGAACCGAACGAGGGCACAGCAGAUGUACUGGGGAAAUAACCUGGUGAAGUUACAGCAACUUAAGGCAGACCUUGAUCCCCACGAACUAUUCUACUACCCGGUGUCGCUUAGUCCGGCGCAGAACCCCGAGCUUGCGUAGCGUGGAUAUGUCGAGUGUAAGAGUGGAGAUUCGCGUGUACAUAAUGGAAGAUACCAUCCGAAGAGACAAAUGUUUUAUUGUUUAAGAUAUGUAGCUUUGAGGACAUCCUGUUGUCGUUCAAGCUUUGUGGAUUGAUUAA
Annulohypoxylon truncatum is the source of this 1833-nucleotide messenger RNA. RefSeq names its product putative glucooligosaccharide oxidase. NCBI's taxonomy places the organism in Eukaryota, Fungi, Ascomycota, Sordariomycetes, Xylariales, Hypoxylaceae. The record is from RefSeq and is a predicted model, not a curated record. Bases 210 to 1694 code for a protein of 494 amino acids. The transcript is spliced from 3 exons. Gene Ontology annotation, molecular function: FAD binding; oxidoreductase activity.